This is a messenger RNA of Salvia splendens (bonfire salvia), 747 nucleotides long. RefSeq names its product transcription factor bHLH168. The record is from RefSeq and is a predicted model, not a curated record. Bases 1 to 747 code for a protein of 248 amino acids. Lineage: Eukaryota; Viridiplantae; Streptophyta; Magnoliopsida; Lamiales; Lamiaceae. Gene Ontology annotation, cellular component: RNA polymerase II transcription regulator complex. The transcript has 4 exons. Gene Ontology annotation, molecular function: DNA-binding transcription factor activity, RNA polymerase II-specific; RNA polymerase II transcription regulatory region sequence-specific DNA binding; protein dimerization activity. Gene Ontology annotation, biological process: regulation of transcription by RNA polymerase II.
AUGGGACACAAUACCGGCGUUGUGUACGAGAUGCUUAACGGAGGGACUGGAUGGACGCUGAACGCUGGGGCUGGUGGAGGACGCAUUGCAGCGUGUGAAUCGCUCAAGCGACGCUCGUUUGCAUCCAUCUGGGACACCAAUUGCUUGACAACUGCGGUCAAGCGCUCAAGCUGUGAAGCCAAGGCAGCCAAUGGGUUUGCAAUGAAGCGGAAUGAGACAAGUUCCAAGAACAAGUUAUUGAGGAAGACCAUUGAAAAGAAUCGAAGAAUUCGAAUGAAAGCUCUUAGUUGUAAGCUUGUUUCCGUCGUUCCAGAUCGACAUUUCAGCCAACCCAAGGAAUUGUUGUCACAUAUAGAACAGAUAGAUGCAGCAUCUGCUUACAUCAAGAACAUGAGAGAGAGAAUUGAAGUACUAAAUAGAAGAAAGGCACAACUCAUAAAUUCCUGCCCAACCAAGACUGCAGCCAUUGACGGCGGUGGUGGACGGAAGUGUCCGAUUCUGACAGUGAAGGAGUUAGGCUUUGGCGUAGAGGUGAUGUUGAUUAGUGGCCUAAACAAGAAUUUCAUGCUAAGCCAAGUGAUUAGCGUAAUCGAACAAGAAGCAGCUCAAGUUCGCAGCGUUAACAUGUCCCGUGUUGGUGAAACCAUCAUCCACACUAUCCAUGCUCAGGCUAAAAUUUCAAGGGUUGGGGUGGACACUUCAAGAAUAAGUGAUAGGAUUCAGGCAAUCAUUUCCUCAAACUUGUGA